Messenger RNA from Passer domesticus (house sparrow), 4128 nucleotides. It is a transcript of the gene C1QTNF12, whose product is annotated as C1q and TNF related 12. The transcript has 9 exons. Gene Ontology annotation, molecular function: hormone activity. Gene Ontology annotation, biological process: positive regulation of insulin receptor signaling pathway; negative regulation of gluconeogenesis; positive regulation of D-glucose import across plasma membrane. The coding region runs from base 2056 to 2994 and encodes 312 amino acids. The record is from RefSeq and is a predicted model, not a curated record. NCBI's taxonomy places the organism in Eukaryota, Metazoa, Chordata, Aves, Passeriformes, Passeridae.
GGGAUCUGUUUUUUUUUGGGAUCUGGUUUUUGGUAUCAGUGUUUUGGGGGUCUGUUUUUGGGAUCUGUUUUGGGGAUCUGGGUGUUUUUUUGGGUUUUGUUUUUUUUUUAAUCUGUUUUUUGGGAUCUGUUUUUGGGGUGUGCGGAUUUUUGGGGUUCUGUCCCUCCAGGCCGGGCUGCGGUGCCGCCCGUUCCCCGGAUUCCGCUCCCUGCAGAAAUUCCAGGAUUUCUCCCGGGAGCGGCCGGGCCGGACUCGGGCUCUGAGCCGAGCCUGGCUAAGCCCCGCCUGAGCCGGGCUCAGCUCCGCCCUGCAGCUUCCAGCCCCUUUAAAACCGGUUUUAAACCCCACCUGGGGGGGGGGCUGAGAGCCUUUAAAACCAGUUUCAAACCCCAUUUCGGGGGGGCAGAGUAAAACCAGUUUUAAAUCCCAUUUGGGAUUAGAAAGGGCUGAGUAAAACCAGUUUUAAUCUGGAUUUUGGGGGCACUGAGUGCAUUUAAAACCAGUUUUAGGCCGGAUUUAGGGGGACAAAGUAAAACCAGUUUCAAGCCCCAUUUGGGGUGCAAAGUAAAACCAGUUUUAAUCUCAAUUUUGGGGGCACUGAGUGCCUUUAAAACCAGGUUUAAGCUGGAUUUAGGGGGCAGAGUAAAACCAGUUUCAAGCCCCAUUUGGAGUGCAGAGUAAAACCAGUUUUAAUCUGGAUUUUGGGGGCUCUGAGCACAUUUAAAACCAGUUUUAGGCUGGGUUUAGGGCAGAGCAGCCCCUCGCCUCUGGGAUUUCUGGGAAGCUGCCACGGACUCAGCUCCAUCUCCUGAGGAUCCAGAAUUCCAAACAAAUUCCAAACAAACUCCAAACAAACUCCAAAUAAAUUCAUCUCCGGCUUUUCCAUCCCGAGGAGCUGCUUGGAACCUUCUGGAAUUUGGAUUUUUUUGGACACAAAUCCGCUUGGAUCCUCACCUGCUUAAUUCUGGAUUUAUUUUUAGAGACAAAUCUGUUUAUUUUUGCUCCUGAAGGAUUUUACACCUUGAUCCUCACCUGGCUCAUUUGGAAUUUUUUUGGACACAAAUCUGGUUUUUUAUUUCUGACUGCUUGGAUCCUUCUCACCUGCUGAAUUCUGGAUUUAUUUUAGAGACAAAUCUGGUUUUGUUGAUCCUGAAGGAUUUUGCACCUGGCUCCUUGACCCCGACCUGGUAAAUUUGGAUUUUUUGGACACAAAUCCGGAUUUUCCUUGGUCCUGGAUCAUUUUCCUGCUGCCUCCUUGACCCCAACCUGGUCAAUUUGGGUUUUUUGGACACAAAUCCGGAUUUUCCUUGGUCCUGGAUCGUUUUCCUGCUGCCUCCUUGACCCCGACCUGGUUAAUUCAGAUUUUUUUUGACACAAAUCCAAUUUUUUUGGUCCUGGAUCAUUUUCCUGCUGCCUCCUUGACCCCGACCUGGUAAAUUUGGGUUUUUUGGACACAAAUCCGGAUUUUCCUUGGUCCUGGAUCGUUUUCCUGCUGGCUCCUUGACCCCGCCCUGGUUAAUUCAGAUUUUUUUUGACACAAAUCCAAUUUUUUUGGUCCUGGAUCAUUUCCCUGCUGUCUCCUUGACCCCGACCUGGUAAAUUUGGGUUUUUUGGACACAAAUCUGGAUUUUCCUUGGUCCUGGAUCAUUUUCCUGCUGUCUCCUUGACCCCAACCCAGUAAAUUUGGAUUUUUUGGACACAAAUCCACUUUUUCCUUUCUCCUGGAUAAUUUUCCUCCUGGCUCCUUGACCCCGACCUGGUAAAUUUGGAUUUUUUGGACACAAAUCCAGAUUUUCCUUGGUCCUGGAUCAUUUUCCUGCUGUCUCCUUGACCCUGACCUGGUUAAUUUGGAUUUUUUUUUUACACAAAUCCACUUUUUCCUUGGUCCUGGAUCAUUUCCCUGCUGCCUCCUUGACCCCAACCCGGUAAAUUUGGGUUUUUUGGACACAAAUCCGGAUUUUCCUUGGUCCUGGAUCAUUUCCCUGCUGGCUCCUUGACCCCGGCCUGGUCCAUUUGGGUUUUCUGGACCCCAGUGGCCUUUCCCUGGCUGCCGCCAUGCCGGGCCGGUGGCUGCUGCUGGCGCUGCUGUGCCACCAGCUGUGUCCCCGCGCGGUGGCCGCGGCCAGGAAGGACAGGAGGGGCAGGAAGGAGCAGCCAGAGCCCCCCAGCGCCUCGCUGGCCAACGGCGACGAGCAGCCCCAGCCCCCGGAGGCCGCGGACGCGCGGCUCACGGACCCGCGCAGGACCUGGAUCUCCUUCGUGCACCGCCCGGACGACGGGAAGAGCUCCAAGAGGAGAUGCAAAGGGAAGGACAAAAAAUUGCGAGGCCUGGUGGGGCCUCCGGGGCCUCCUGGGCCUCAGGGGCCUCCAGGAGCUCCUGGGGCUGAAGUCACCAGGGAAGUUCUUCUGCAGGAGUUCAAGGAGAUCUUGAAAGAAGCCCUGGAGCACAGGGCCUCCCUGGCCAUCUCGGCCCACCCCAGCCAGCUGCCCCCGCUGCUGCUGUCCCUGGAGGAGCUCCCGUCCCGGCGGCGCGUGGAGGAGGCGUUCCACUGCAAGCUCAAGGGCCAGGUGCUGGUGGACAAGAAGACCUUGGUGGAACUCCAGAAUUUCCAGUCGCCCCUGGCCAAGGGCGCGUUCCUGCGGGGCUCGGGGCUCAACCUGGCCACCGGCCGCUUCACCGCCCCCGUGGGCGGCAUCUACCAGUUCUCAGCCAACGUGCACAUCGACCACAGCGAGCUGAAGAGCAAAGUGCAGCUGCGGGCGCGGGACAGCGUGCGGGUGCUGAUCUGCAUCGAGUCCCUGUGCCACCGGCACGCGUCCUUGGAAGUCAUUGCUGGCCUGGAGAGCAACAGCAAAAUCUUCACUGUUUAUGUGCAUGGCUUGCUGCAGCUGCAGGCUGGCCAGUACACCUCCAUCUUCGUGGACAACGGCGCCGGGGCUGCCGUCACCGUCCAGCACGGAUCCGACUUCAUGGGAAUGCUGCUGGGAGCCUAGCGCCAGCAGGGCCGGCCCCAAUCCCAACAAUCCCAAAUUCCUGACGUUGGGAGUGAAAAAAAACCCCAAAUCCCAAAUUCCUGACGUUGGGAGUGAAAAACAACCCCAGAAAUCCCGAAUUCCUGCCUUUGGGACUGAAAAAAACUCCAAAAUCCCUGCCUUUGGGACUGAAAAAAAAACCCAAAAAAUCCUGAAUUCCUGCCUUUGAGAUUGAAAAACCCCAAAUCCCAAAUUCCUGCCUUUGGGAUUGAAAAAACCCAAAAAUCCCAAAUUCCUGCCUUUGGGACUGAAAAAAACCCAAAAAUCCCCAAAUCCCAAAUUCCUGCCUUUUGGACUGAAAAAACCCAAAAAUCCCAAAAAACCCCAAAAUCCCGAAUUCCUGCCUUUGGGACUGAAAACCCCAAAAUCCCAAAUCCCGAAUCCCUGCCUUUGGGACUGAAAACCCCAAAAUCCCAAAUCCCGAAUCCCUGCCUUUGGACUGACCCCCCUCCCUCUGGCCUUGGAGUUCCUGCAGAAUUCUGAAUCCCCCCCAGCUCCUCCACUUUGCUCCCAGAAGUCGCUGCUGAUUUUUGAGCUCCUCACCAGUUCAUUCUUCACCAGAAUUCUGCUUUUUUCCCUCUUUUUCCCCCAAAAAACCCCUGGAAUAUUUAAUUUUUGCUUCACGGAGCAGCACGCUGACCUUUGGGGCUCGUUCGUUGUAAUUUGAUUUUUCACCCUCGCACUUGGAACCAGCACGGGGUUGGGGUUUUUUUGGGGUUGGUUUGGGGUUUUUUGGGGCUGGAAAUGAAGGAUUGAGAUGGGAAAUAUCAGAAAUAAAUCAUGACUCCUUUCUGUGUGCUGGGGGGGAGGGGACGGGGAUUUUCCAGCAAAAUUGGUUUUUCCAGGGGGUUGGAAAUGGUUGGGAUCCUCCCCAGGCUCAGAACUGGGUGUGUUUGACCAGGAAAAUGUUGGAUUUUUCCACAAUCCAAGGAAGCCAAGCUUGAACUCUUUAGUUGGGGUCCUUUGUAGCAAAAUAAAAUUAUAUAUAUAUUAUAAUUAUAUAUAUAUCUAUGUUAUAUAUUAUAUAUUUUAUAAAUAUAAUUAUAUAUAUGAUAUAUUUAAAAUAUAUCAUAUAUAUAAUUAUAAGUAUAUAUA